GCUGAAAAACAGAGUGGGUACUCUCUUCUGGGAAGCUGGCAACAAAUGGAUGAUGUGAUAUACGCAUUCCAGGGGAAGGUAAAUUGUGAUGCUUCUGAACCCAUGGUCAGUUAACGAGGCAGUUUCUAGCUACUGCACGUACUUUAUAAAGCAGGACUCUAAAAGCUUUGGAAUCAUGAUGUCGUGGAAAGGGAUUUACUUUAUACUGACUCUGUUUUGGGGAAGCUUUUUUGGAAGCAUUUUCAUGCUGGGUCCCUUUUUACCUUUGAUGUUUGUAAACCCAUCUUGGUAUCGCUGGAUCAACAACCGCCUUGUGGCAACAUGGCUCACCCUACCUGUGGCAUUAUUGGAGACCAUGUUUGGUGUAAAAGUGAUUAUAACUGGGGAUGCAUUUGUUCCUGGAGAAAGAAGUGUCAUUAUCAUGAACCAUCGGACAAGAAUGGACUGGAUGUUCCUGUGGAAUUGUCUGAUGCGAUAUAGCUACCUCAGAUUGGAGAAAAUUUGCCUCAAAGCCAGUCUCAAAAGUGUUCCUGGAUUUGGUUGGGCCAUGCAGGCUGCUGCCUAUAUCUUCAUUCAUAGGAAAUGGAAGGAUGACAAGAGCCAUUUUGAAGACAUGAUUGAUUACUUUUGUGAUAUUCACGAACCACUUCAACUCCUCAUAUUCCCAGAAGGGACUGAUCUCACAGAAAACAGCAAGUCUCGAAGUAAUGCAUUUGCUGAAAAAAAUGGACUUCAGAAAUAUGAAUAUGUUUUACAUCCAAGAACUACAGGCUUUACUUUUGUGGUAGACCGUCUACGAGAAGGUAAAAACCUUGAUGCUGUCCAUGAUAUCACUGUGGCGUAUCCUCACAACAUUCCUCAAUCAGAGAAGCACCUCCUCCAAGGAGACUUUCCCAGGGAAAUCCACUUCCACGUCCACCGGUAUCCAAUAGACACCCUCCCCACAUCCAAGGAGGACCUUCAACUCUGGUGCCACAAACGGUGGGAAGAGAAAGAAGAGAGGCUGCGUUCCUUCUAUCAAGGGGAGAAGAAUUUUUAUUUUACCGGACAGAGUGUCAUUCCACCUUGCAAGUCUGAACUCAGGGUCCUUGUGGUCAGAUUGCUCUCUAUACUGUACUGGACCCUGUUCAGCCCUGCAAUGUGCCUACUCAUAUAUUUGUACAGUCUUGUUAAGUGGUAUUUUAUAAUCACUAUUGUAAUCUUUGUGCUGCAAGAGAGAAUAUUUGGUGGACUGGAGAUCAUAGAACUUGCAUGUUACCGACUUUUACACAAACAGCCACAUUUAAAUUCAAAGAAAAAUGAGUAAGAUUAUAAGGUUUACCAUGUGAAAACCUAGGGCAUAUUUUGGAAAUGUUCUAAACCUUUGUAAGCUCAGAUGCAUUUUUGCAUGACUAUGUCAAAUAUUUCUUACUGCCAUCAUUAUUUGUUAAAGAUAUUUUGCACUUAAUUUUGUGGGAAAAAUGUUGCUACAAUUUUUUUUUAAUCUCUGAAUGUAAUUUCAAUACUGUGUACAUAGCAGGGAGUGAUCGGGGUGAAAUAACUUGGGCCAGAAUAUUAUUAAACAACAAUCAUCAGGCUUUUAGCGACAAGGAACACACACAUUUUUCUUAAAGGCCCAAUCCUAACAGACUCCCCAUACCAGAGGCAGAUCUGUAACACGUCAACAACGGCCCGGAUCACAUGCUGUUACUGGACUGCCUAGGUCACCUCACUGAGGUGAACGCUGUCCCUCCAGGUACUCAGGCAGGUGGUGCCCAGGCUCCCUCCCUUGGCAUACUUCUUCCUGCGCCAAACCCAUCUCAUCCUUAAGAUCAGAAAACGGAACCCCCUUGUCGUGAAACCGAUCAAGCAUUUUGACAGGAAGCCCUUCAUUAUUCGUAACAUCGUGUGCUGACCAAGACGUCAAAAGACCACCUGUGCCCUUUUCUCUCGUGGAAGAUAAAACCUGGACUCAGGGAGCAACCACAGGCUCUCCACUUUGAAACUGUAGUUUGAAUUUUAAAAGAUAGGAAGUAAUACAGUUUAAGUUAAGUUCCUUUCUCACACUCAGUAUUGCAUGCAUAGUGCUGGUUUCCUUACAACAUUUUGGCAGGUGUAGCUUUUUCUGUUAAAAAUGGUAUACAUGAAGUCACAUACUUUUUUAAAGGAACACUCAGAACAUUCUGUUAUUCCAGUCAGAAACUGUCUUUUGAAAUAUUUCUUUACAACCUACCAAAAAAGGAAGGUUGUUUUUUCUACAUGUGCAUGGGUAUCUAACAUCUACCAUUAAACCAACAAAUGGCUUGCAGACAGGGAGGUAAUGGUUUAUCCUAAAUUACUCAACCCCUUGUAGCCUUGACAAAUUUUACCUUAAAACCAAAAUAAAACACAAAAAUUAAUCCUUAAUAAUGAUUGAUAGCAAGUGAUCUUUCUUUUUAGUUUUAGCCUUCCUUUUUCAAUAGUAAUAUUUAAACCCACUUUUGACCAGUUGUUUGCCCAAAUAUUCUUGUCAUUUGGAGUCAGUGGAAAAUCCAGCACACCAAGCACCAGUCUCCUUCUGAGGCAAAAGAAAAGUGUUGUCAUUUUCACUCUGUUGGAGCUGCACACUUUCUUUUUUUUUUUUUUUUUUGUCAUGUAAGAGGGAUGCUGGUCAGAGCUGCAGAAAAUAUGAGGCAAUUAAAAGUCUUUAGCUGUUAGCAAACCUGUCAGUUUUACUUCUGCAUUGAACCAGCCUCAGAAGCUACUUACUGCUUUAUGUACUCUUUGGGCAUGAAUGCCUUCUCUGUAAUUAUAUCUCGUUUUUGCUUGACAGUGACCUACCCAAUAAUUGCAUCGUAAAUUGCCAUGAAAGGUAAACACAUCGUGAACUGAUCUUACCAAGCAGAUUCUGUGAGAAAGCACUGGUGGAGGCUGAACACUGUUGACACAUCAUUUUUAUUUAAAGAGUAUUAACUGGUGCAUCUUCUGAAACACACCAACCCAUAUUCCUCUGCUCCCCCAAAGCUGUUUCUGAUCCUGCUGGGAGCAACUAACUAGUUACGCACAUCUGCUCCAGACCCAGCUCUUUAACUUCACGGUUUUACGGCUUGUUUUUUUUUCUUUAUUUUCUUUUUUCUUUUAAAAAGCACCUUUUUUUGUUGUUUCCCCUUAAUAAAAGAGGUUCCUAAUUUAUGUUUCUCUAAGAUUUCCUUUGGUUGUAUUUAGAAACACAAAUAGUUUUAUAAUCAGGAUUGCAUUUGUACUGGGUAAAAGAGGCGAGCUGUGCUUUCUACCCCAAAGUUGUUGGUAAUGGAGCCCGUCUGCCCUUCCUACAGACUCAAGAGGCUCAUUGUUCAAGGUGUAACAACAUUUAAUUGCAUGUCCUCUAACGCUUUGAAACCUUUAGAAGAGAAAAUCCUCGUUUUUUACACUUUUGUUCCUUUUCAUCAUAGAAAACAUGUUUAAGAUAAAAUACAAACUUUACCUACCCCGAAUUCAUAAAGUACAUUUAGUGCUGUAUAGCACUAAAACUUAGAGAUAUAGACAGUGUACUUUCUUUUUAAGAAUUAGAGACAGUAACUCCAAAAAUAAUUGUCCUUUUUUCUUUUUUUUUUUGCAAUAAGCCUCUUGAAAAUUGUCAUUAUUUGUGUUUUCCUAUACAUUCAUCUGUGUGAAAGCCUUUUUCUUCUUUGAUUUAAAAAAAUUAAAGAACUAUACAGUUAAUGGUUUAGAACUUAGAACUACUUAGAAUUAAUACUAAAGUGUCAGGAAGAAAUUAAUUUAGCUUCAAUAAUUGUGACUGGCCUCAGGAAUUCUCCCUUCCACACCUGCCCACCUCACCUCACCUCACCUCACCGCACCGCACCGCACCGCACCGCACCGCACCAGAGCCAGAGCAGCUGUUUGUCUGCAGCAGGACACAUACGCACUUUCAGUUCUUUCAUGGUAAGCUCAAUGGACUUUGAAUUGUUUACAGUGCUAUAUGUCCAAUUGUUAAAUGUACCAUUCUGAACGAUGUUAAAGCAAGUGUGGUUUAUUUAUGACAUGAACCAUGCAACUUGAAAUAUGAACUUACAAGGAGGGGCACUCAUUAGGUAACAAGUUCUUACACCAAACUUCCUUGAUGAAAUAAGCCAAAAUAAUCCUAAAAUUCAUUAGAAGAACUUGAUAAAAGACUCAUAAAUGUUAGAAAGAGCCCAUAAUUUUAGGACUUCUAUAAAAUUCUUCCUUGUUUGUUAAUGCUAUUAAAACUCAGAUUCAAGGGAAAUACCAGCUUCCACUUGAGUCACUUUGAAAUUAGUUAAUUCAACAGCACCAUGUUAGAAAUCAUAUAUUGGCAGCAAGACUCUGAACUCUGCAGAAACAUUUGUUUCACCCAGACUUCAAACUCUAGCCCGGACUAUGAUGCCCCGGUGUGCAUUUACAAUAAAGACUCCAACGGAGGGAGCCUGUUGGUGUUAAAUUGUUUACAUUUCUUUAUACAAAUAAUGUGCUUUCAGUGCCUUAGUUACAGCUCCCUUUCUUUUUCUUGUUCCAAGGAUUCUGUAGUAUGUAGUGUGUUCUUAGGUAAAGUCUCUUUUUGCUACCGAAAGGGAAAUGGUCUAUAAACACUGGUCACUGUAGCAGGUAAACACUACUCUAACGUGGAAAAGUGAGCUUCAUGCUGAGGUAGUGGUUGCCUUAGAGCUGUUAUUUAUGCUGUAGAAAACAAAAAUGGUUUUGCUACCUGAUAAGCUUCAGAUUAGAUAUAGCCCUAAAGUUAUCCUGUACCUACAUUAAAUUUUCAUUUCAGAAGAGAAUCUUGGUUUUGGUAAUUCAUGUUUUUUUUUAAGAUCAUUAUGUGCAAAACAACAAGUUUUAAAAAUAACUCACAGAAUGGCCUUAGUUUUCAAUGUCUGAUGGUAUAUUUGUGAGUUGUGUUAUCUGUAAUAUACAUCCCAGAAUAAAGGAGUGAAUUAAAUAGUUUA
Nomascus leucogenys (northern white-cheeked gibbon) is the source of this 4925-nucleotide messenger RNA. NCBI's taxonomy places the organism in Eukaryota, Metazoa, Chordata, Mammalia, Primates, Hylobatidae. The record is from RefSeq and is a predicted model, not a curated record.